AUGUCCUGCAUCCGCUCGACGCUCGACAUACGUUCCCCCUUUGCUUCCGCACCUAUUUUGCCUCCGCAUUUGCGAGAACCUGCUGCCGUCUUCAGACGCAUCCGUAUGGACUCUCUGCCAUCAUCCUCCACUUGGCCGACUUCGUCCGACGACGGCCCAUCGCUUGCCGCUCGUGCAUUCGCCAAUUUUGACUGGUCAUCGCCCACUGCGAUGCUUGAGUCGGAUAUUCAUACUUUUGCCACACCAACCACCCCAGAGAACAUGAUCUUCCCUAUUGACGACAUGCUCGAUCAGCCACCUCAGGGCCCAGCCCAGGCUCAGUAUCCUCGCACGGGCACCCUCGACAGCUGGGACGAGGCGCUCUCAGCCUAUACCCACGUUGACCAACUAACUUUCGACGAGCCAGACCUAGACAAUCAGGGCGGAAGCUUUUGCCUUUCAGACCCCAAUUCGUUUAGUGGCACCCCUUCGUCUUGGGAUGUCGGAUCGGGCAUUAGCAUUGAGCCCCCCUUGACUCCGGAUAGCCCCCCUUACCAUGGGGAUUCGUUUGGUGUCUCACCAGGACAGUUAGCUCCCUUCUCUCCCUCGAACCCCCUCGUCUCCUCUUUCCCAGGCGAGCACAUCUUUACUGUAGGCCAGCCCUCCCCAAUCCGCACCCGGCCCACUGGCCGAGUCCCAAUUCGGCGCACCAAUACCCACACGCAUUCGCACUCGUUCUCGUCCCAGCUCCGGGGAUCGACGAUCCAUUCGCCACAGCCGAGGCCGACCUUGCAUAUGCGCGCCAUGUCACACUCUGCGGCUAUGCAUUCUCGUCCCACUAACCUAACAAUGAGUCCCCGAACUCUGCGGAACAGUACUCUUGAUGCGGCCUUGGCCCAGCCCGAUAGCCAACUCCACUUCCACCAUGUCAUCGCCACCCCCUUUUCCUCCUCCGCUCCAUCCGACCCGGCGCCUAUUGCCGGCAACUUGCGGAGGUCCCUCACCCCCGGCGACGAGAAGACUCUGAGCGCUGGAGAAGACGAUGCUUCAUCGAACCGGAAGGCCUCCCCCGAGCAAUCUGCUGAUUUAGUCCCACCCACUCGAUCCCGGCUGAACCCGCCGAAACAGGCCCCUUCUACCUGGCAAAUUUUCUUUACCGAAUACCUCCAGAACUACAAGGCGACGAACCCCGAGCGUAAGCUCAACGUUUCGCAAGCUGCCAAAGAUGGUGGUGCUGCAUACAAGGCACUUAGUCCUCAGCAAAAGGAGAUCUACAAGCGCAAGGCUCGUCUUGCCAAGCAAGAGUACGACCGUGAACUCGCCGCAUGGCAGCGGAUGCUCACACCCGAGGAUAUUCGCGUGGAGAAUGCCUUCCGAUCCGCUCAACGCAAGGCGGGCAAGUCGCGCCGCUCGAACCUGAAGGAUCCUAAUGCACCGAAGAAGCCUCUCAGCGCAUAUUUCAUGUUCCUUCAGUGGAUCCGAGCCGACCCUGCCCGUAUUCAAGAUGUCUUUGGGGACGAGACCGAGACCACCCGUCAAAGUGUUCUGGCCGCCUCCAAGUGGCGUGAGCUUAGCGAUGCAGAGAAGAAGCCCUUCCUUGCCCAGGCCGAGCGUGAGAAGCUCGAAUACGAAGCCGCUCGCAAGGUCUAUGAGGAACGAACUUCCGGUAUCUCCAAGUCGAACCCCUACACUGGUGGAUUCAUGCAUAUGACCGGCACCACCGUUACUAGCAACAGUUGGGGAACUUCCGCCGACGCCGAGGUGGGCGGUCGCCGAGGAUCCUCAUCCAGUGGUAAACUCCCAGGCGGCGCAUCAUUCGGCGCGAUCAUGUUUAGCCCUACUUCCACUUACGAUGAGGAGGCCGUAGCCGAUGGUGACAUGGAAGACAUGUUGAACACAAUUCACUGGAAGUGA
Rhizoctonia solani is the source of this 1893-nucleotide messenger RNA. Its product is annotated as HMG (high mobility group) box protein. The coding region runs from base 1 to 1893 and encodes 630 amino acids. The transcript is spliced from 4 exons. NCBI's taxonomy places the organism in Eukaryota, Fungi, Basidiomycota, Agaricomycetes, Cantharellales, Ceratobasidiaceae. The record is from RefSeq and is a predicted model, not a curated record.